Molecule: messenger RNA, 990 nt
Organism: Populus euphratica (Euphrates poplar)
Lineage: Eukaryota; Viridiplantae; Streptophyta; Magnoliopsida; Malpighiales; Salicaceae
Exons: 3
Coding region: 186-671 (161 amino acids)
Source: RefSeq, a predicted model, not a curated record
AUUUGCACUAGUGCUUAAUGCCUAGGUUGGCUGGCUUCUCUGCUGUUUCCACGCUCGUCCUUGCCAUCAUUGCCAGCUCCUCCAAGUCCAUAUUCAAGACUAUAAGGGGGUGUUUGGUACGCAAAAGUGUAAUAGCUGUUGCAAGCAAACAGGCAUUAGGUUCCACCCUUUCUUAACGAGCAACCAUGAAUAAAGCUCCAACGUACCAACAUUACGAGGCAAGCGAUUAUGGUGCCUACGAAUUUGAUCCUGAAGUUGAUUUUACACAGUUCUUGGAAGAAGCUAGACAACAUGCAAGAGAAAUGAAUCUACAGUCCCCGUUACAGCAUCCAGAAUCUGGAAAAGGAAGAGUGCAAGAAGAGAAAAAGAGCAGGAGGUCCUGGAAACGCACUCUCCUCAAAUGGUGGAAAGCUGAGAAAAAGACCAAGCCUGCCGGGGAACCGACAAAUAGCUCUCACAUUUCAAAUCCAAGAAAGGGUCAUGUUUCUGGUCCUAUAUAUGGGAGUGGCAGAGGAGUCGAUGCAAGGCAUCGGCGACAAACAUCUGGGCCACUGGCUAAUCUUUUCAACCAUUCAAAGAGGGUGGAGAAUGAGACACCUUAUAUGUGUCUCGACCAGCUUAAUAAUCCUCAUGGUGUCAAGGCAUAUGGACCUGUUUACUUGGUAACAUAGUGUUUCAGCGACAAAAGCUUUGCGUCGGAACUUCUUCAUUUUAUGUAGUAAAGCAUCUCUCGGUUGAAGGAUUGUGGCAACAAAAUGUACCAGAUCAUUCAAACAAGCAGAACCAACUAAUAUCUGGAAUCCAAAUAUCAACUUUAAUGUGCAGAGUAGAUUAUCUAUAGUAGAAAGAGCCCGCAAGCAGGACAACAUGUCAGUUUUAUUCUAUUUUCUGUCUCUCUCUUUCCUUUUGUUUGUUUGUUUUUUGAGUCAGAACGCGCGACUCAGAUAAAAGAUUAAGUUUUGAAGUAAAAAACUAUUCCAAGUAGCCAAA